Molecule: messenger RNA, 731 nt
Organism: Plasmodium coatneyi
Lineage: Eukaryota; Apicomplexa; Aconoidasida; Haemosporida; Plasmodiidae
Exons: 6
Coding region: 333-731 (132 amino acids)
Source: RefSeq, a predicted model, not a curated record
GCGGAAAAAAAACAAAAAAAACAGAAAAAAAAAAAAGGAGAGAAAUGUCUUGACGUUUGGGAAGAAGGAGCUAAACGGCGCGCCCAAGGCGGAGUGAACAAAACGUCUCCCAUCGCAUAACACACCGCUGGCCAACUUGCCCAGUUCACCUUUUCCAGCCGAGCGAAAGUUUCCACCUUUUACAGGGAUGAUUCUCGCGCGCAAUUUUACAUGCACGUACAUAUGUGUGCAGCCCUUUAUGCGUAAUUUAUAAGCGUGAGAAUACCCAUGCACACACGGCCCUUCAGCCGACAGUGAUCUUUUCCUUUUUUCCUUUUCUGUUGGACGAGAAGAUGAAUGUUGAUAUAGCCUUCGACGGGAAUGAGUACACACACAGUGGGUACUCGAAGAAUUCCCUCAUAGAGGACAAAAAUUACACCCUGGAGUAUGAGAAGUACGUCCACUUUGCCUUCUUUACUUGUUACUACAUUUCGCAUAUAAAGAAGGGAAAAUGCACAGACACGGAGGUUUUGGCCUGGUAUUUAAAAAAGUUUGAGCACGUCGUCAUUAAUUCCACAAAAAAGGUAAAAAGAACAUAUUUUAAUUUAAUAAACAAUCUGAUUCAGGAUAAGUGUGUGAAGGCCAAGCUAGAAAACAAUAAGAGAUAUUUGACCCACAAUGAGAAUUUCAUUUUGUGGGCGUGGAAGCGGCGAGCUCUCAAAUUCGACCGAGAUCAGUUCAACAAAUUUUAG